AUGAAAAUGCGCUUGUACGAUCAGAUGUUUAAGCGUGUUUAUUACCUGUCGCUGGAGUUUUACAUGGGUCGAACAUUAUCCAAUACGAUGAUGAACAUUGGCGUGCAGGCUGCUGUCGAUGAAGCAUUAUAUCAGGCAUGCUUUUUAAAAUGUUUCCAACAAAGGUUUCAGCUUGGUCUUGAUAUCGAAGAGUUGCAAGAAAUUGAGGAAGACGCUGGGCUUGGAAAUGGUGGGCUUGGGCGACUUGCGGCUUGUUUUUUGGAUUCGAUGGCAACUCUGGGUAUCGCUGCUUAUGGAUAUGGAUUACGUUAUGAGUAUGGUAUUUUCAAGCAGCUUGUCAAAGACGGAUGGCAAGUUGAAGAGCCGGAUGAUUGGCUUCGAUUUGGUAAUCCGUGGGAAAAAUCACGCCCUGAAUACAUGCUGCCUGUUAAUUUUUAUGGCAAAGUCGAAAAGGACGCGAACGGUAAGGUAAGGAAAUGUACUUUAUUUUUUCUGAAUCAUUUUUUUUUUUUGCCAAAUCCAUCUGUGAGGAUAUCACUUAAAGAGUAG
Molecule: messenger RNA, 549 nt
Organism: Gongylonema pulchrum
Lineage: Eukaryota; Metazoa; Nematoda; Chromadorea; Rhabditida; Gongylonematidae
Source: the annotation of a GenBank genome assembly